AAAUCAAAUUCGUGUACUUAAUUAUAAUAAAUUAUGCAUACGGGCUCAUUUAAUUUUAAUAAUUGAGCAGCUGGAAAUGUUUGAGGGACAGACGCGAGCAAAAAACAUGAUAAAUUGCUUGGCAUAUGAUUAAGGCCAGUUAUAGAGCUGCGGUUUAAGCCCAAAUUGGCAACGAGCAAGUGACGUGUUUAACGUGACGCUAACUGACAGCCAAAUCUGGCUUAUUAAAAACAAACUGCAACACAGUAACAACAACAACAACUAGUAAAAUGGAGCAGAGCAGCAACAACAAUGGCUACCUCAAUCCCGCCUUUGUGGGCUCACCGAAUGCCUCCACCAUAUCCAUUCCGGGCGCCUAUAAAACCCAAAGCGAGGGUGGCGCCACGCCCACGCCCAAAGAACUUUCCACUGAGAGCAAAGCGAGCGAAGCGCAGGAGCCAAACGCUAGCCCGGAUGUGGAGCAGGGCAAGCAACGGGAUGGCUGGAAUAAUGAUAUAGAGUUUCUUAUGUCCUGCAUUGCGCUCAGCGUGGGCCUGGGCAAUGUUUGGCGUUUUCCCUUCAUUGCGCUGGAAAAUGGCGGCGGUGCAUUCCUGAUACCCUACCUCAUUGUACUCUUAUUGGUAGGCAAGCCGGUUUACUAUUUGGAAAUGUUGAUGGGACAGUUUUCGAGUCGCGGCAGCGUCAAGGUCUAUGACUUUGUGCCCAUUAUGAGAGGCAUCGGCUAUGGUCAGGUGCUGGCCACGGGUAUUGUGACCACAUACUAUGCCACCUUAAUGGCGCUCACGCUGCGCUAUUUUGUGGAAUCAUUUUAUCCCACUCUACCCUGGAGCUAUUGCCGCGAGGAAUGGGGCUCAAGCUGUUUGGAUUCGGCACCGCAUCAGGAGAGCGUAGUGAACGGUAAUCAGUCAACGGUGCGCACCACCUCGGCGGAGUUUUAUUUUACCAACAUUAUUCUGCGUGAAAAGGCGAGCAUCGAUGAUGGCAUUGGCUAUCCCAGCUGGAGUCUGUCCUUGACUUUGGCCUUCGCUUGGCUCAUUAUCGCGGGCAUUAUGUUCCGUGGCGUUAAGAGCUCUGGCAAGGCUUCAUAUUUUCUCGCUCUGUUCCCCUACCUGGUCAUGCUGAUAUUGCUGGUGCGCGCCCUGACUCUGCCGGGUGCUUCGGAUGGUGUCCUUUACUUUCUGAAACCACAAUGGCACAAGCUGCUGGAGCCGCAGGUGUGGUAUGCAGCUGUUACCCAGGUCUUCUUCUCGCUGGCCAUAUGCUUUGGCAAUAUUAUCAUGUACGCCUCCUACAAUCGUUUUGGCCAGAAUAUAUACAGAGAUGCCAACAUUGUAACCACCUUGGACACAUUCACCUCGCUGCUCUCUGGCAUCAUAAUCUUCGGCAUACUGGGCAAUCUGGCGUAUGAGAAUAACACAACGGACAUAUCAAGUGUAGUCAAUGGCGGACCGGGGUUGGCUUUUAUAUCGUAUCCGGAUGCAAUUGCAAAGUUUAAAGUGCUGCCGCAGGUAUUCUCGGUGCUCUUCUUUCUCAUGCUCUUUGUGCUUGGGAUUGGCAGCAAUGUGGGCAUGGUCUCCUGCCUGACCACCGUGUUGAAGGAUCAGUUUACCCAGAUAAAACAGUGGCAUAUCGUCGUGUUUAUAUCAAUUGUUGGAUAUCUGCUGGGUCUCUUGUAUAUAACACCCGGCGGCCAGUUUGUGCUGAACCUGUUGGACUUCUUUGGCGCCACAUUUGUGGCCUUAGUUUUGGCCAUCUUUGAGCUGGUGGCCAUUGGCUGGGUCUAUGGCGUGAAGCGCGUCUGUCGCGAUGCGGAAUUUAUGCUGGGCAUAAAGACAUCCAUCUACUAUCGCAUCUGUUGGGCUGUGAUAACGCCGCUGCUGAUGUUCGCCAUACUGGUCUACAUGCUGGCGCUGUAUGAACCGCUUAAGUACAAGGACUACACCUAUCAGUCUGGCGUUUAUGUCUUUGGCUGGUGUCUGAGCGCCUUUGGCGUGGGCCAGCUGCUCUUUUGGGCGGUGCCUGCGGUGAGACGUCAGCCCGCCGAGCUGGGUCUGUGGCAGCGCAUACGCAAAGCCUUUGAGCCGCUGCCCAACUGGGGACCCGCUGACCCCAACACGCUUAAGCGCUAUCAGCUCUAUGUGGAGCAGGCGAAUGUAAGCGCCAUGUUCCAACGCAGCGGUAUCUGGCACAAAAUCUAUGACAAUAUCUUUGGCUAGCAAUAAAAAUCUGUAGCCUGUAAUGCUGGGGGAGUUACUCGUUUUAUGUGUGGCAACCCUAACUACUAUACGUUAUGCUAUGUACAGCGCAACCCUUUUAUAAUAAAAAUCCUGGCUUAAGUGCCAAAUAUAGUCGCUGCGCCAGUUGGCCUCAAGCGAACCCGUUAAAACAGUGAAAUCAGCCAGAGAUGGGCGCGUGAGAAAUGGAGAAAUGGACAACGUAGCAGAGAACCCAUAAAAUGUAACGAAUUUAUUGUAAAACUUUAGCUAAAUA
Drosophila novamexicana is the source of this 2490-nucleotide messenger RNA. RefSeq names its product sodium-dependent nutrient amino acid transporter 1. The transcript is spliced from 6 exons. Gene Ontology annotation, cellular component: membrane. The coding region runs from base 270 to 2216 and encodes 648 amino acids. Lineage: Eukaryota; Metazoa; Arthropoda; Insecta; Diptera; Drosophilidae. Gene Ontology annotation, biological process: sodium ion transmembrane transport. The record is from RefSeq and is a predicted model, not a curated record. Gene Ontology annotation, molecular function: L-amino acid transmembrane transporter activity.